AAAGAGGAGUGGAAGUGAAGGGGAGGGGAGGGCCAGAGAAAGCGAAGGGAGGAGAGAGGCAGCAUGCAUCUGUGUGGGAGAGGCAUGGACUUGUAGAGACCUACGCUGCAUGAUUCACACCUAUGCUGAGUCAAAAGAGCUCCAGUGAUUUCCACUGGCAGUGAGGCACAGAGUCAACUAUUCUUCUGCUGAGCACAUUGAGAACAUUUAAAGGAGAGGAGACGUGGAAGAGAGGAGGAAAGAAGAGAGAGAGAGAGAGAGAGAGAGAGAGAGAGGUCUGCCUAAUGGCAGAGAGCUGGAUGUCCCAGUGAGGUCAGGUCGGACGGGAGGUCAUGGGGUCGUUUACGCUGGGGAAGGCUGCUUCCCUGGAGCUACUGCUGGACGCCUGCAUUCAUGCAUUUGAUGAUGAAGGAGAGCUGCAUGAAAAUCAGCUUCCUCGAACCCUUCUGCUGAUGCAUCGCUGGUAUGUGUCCUCCACCGAGCUCGCUGGGAAACUUCUGAUCAUGUAUCGUGACUGUCGGGGAGAUGACUGCCAGCGGACACGACUGAAGAUCUGUUAUUUAAUGAGGUACUGGAUAGCUGAAUUCCCUGCAGAGUUUGAUCUGGAUCUAGGUUUGAUCCGCCUUACAGAAGAAUUUCGAGAUGCAGCCGCUCAGCUGGGUGGUGACGAGCACAUUAAACUACUUGACAUUUCUACAAUCCCCUCGUAUGACUGGAUGCGUAAACUGACUCAGCGAAAGAAGCAGGUGAAGAAGGGCAAAGCGUCACUGCUGUUUGAUCACCUGGAACCCAUUGAGUUGGCCGAACACCUCACCUUCUUAGAGUACAAGUCCAUCAGGAGGAUAUCGUUCACAGAUUACCAGAGUUAUGUGAUUCAUGGCUGUCUAGUAGAUAACCCCACAUUAGAGCGCUCCAUCGCUCUGUUUAAUGGGAUCUCUCAGUGGGUUCAACUGAUGGUUCUUAGUAAACUCACCCCUCAGCACAGAGCAGAGGUCAUCAACAAAUACAUCCAUGUUGCACAGAAACUGCUCCACCUGCAGAACUUUAACACACUGAUGGCUGUGGUCGGGGGCCUGAGUCACAGCUCGAUUUCCCGCUUGAAGGAAACUCAUUCUCACCUCAGCCCAGAGGUUACAAAGAUCUGGAAUGAAAUGACAGAGCUGGUUUCGUCAAACGGUAAUUACUGUGCUUACCGCAAAGCCUUCAGUGAAAGCGAAGGGUUUAAGAUCCCAAUCCUAGGCGUUCACCUGAAGGACCUGAUCGCCGUGCACGUAGUCUUCCCGGACUGGGUGGAGGAUGGGAAAGUGAACAUCGUGAAGAUGCAGCAGCUGUAUCUCACCUUUAAUGAGCUGGUGUCCCUGCAGAGCGCUGUGGCUCAGGUGGAGCCCAACAUGGAUCUGAUCUACCUGCUCACUCUGUCCUUAGAUCUGUACUACACAGAGGAUGAAAUUUAUGAGCUGUCCCUGCUCAGAGAACCCCGUAACCCCAAAUCUCAGCCAACAUCACCCACAACACCCAACAAACCUCUGGCUCCACUGGACUGGGCCUCUGGGGUCACAACCAAACCAGAUCCUUCAGUGGUCAACAAACACAUCAGGAAGGUCGUGGAUUCUGUCUUUCGAAACUAUGACCAUGACCAUGACGGAUACAUAUCUCAGGAAGACUUUGAGAGUAUCGCUGCAAAUUUCCCUUUCCUCGAUUCCUUCUGCGUGCUUGAUAAAGACCAGGAUGGAUUGAUCAGUAAGGAUGAGAUGAUGGCGUAUUUCCUGCGUGCCAACCCGCUGCUGCAGUGUAAGAUGGGUCCUGGAUUUAUUCACAACUUCCAGGAGAUGACCUACCUGAAGCCAACAUUCUGUGAACACUGCGCUGGAUUUCUCUGGGGAAUUAUUAAACAAGGAUACAAGUGCAAAGACUGUGGAGUGAACUGCCAUAAACAAUGUCGUGAGCUGCUGGUUUUGGCGUGCCGACGUCUUCCUCGGUCAACAUCGAUGGGCAGCGUGUCUCCUGGAGUGCUUACACACAGCUCUUUACCCAGCAGCCCCAACCUGCCCACCUGCAAAGAUGAUGAUGAGGUGUUUACAUUCCCUGCUGUGACGCCAUCAUCAGGCUCUGACCUGGAGGGGAAGUCCAUCACCCUGAUGACCGGUUCAGCCCAGCGCAUCUCAGUGCGGCUCCAGAGAGCCACCACCAGUCAGGCCACGCAGACAGAACCCCUGUGGCCUGAGAAUGGCUGGGCUGCCGUUGCUGACAGCGGGUCGCACACCUUCCCCAAAAUGAGGUACAGGCCACACCGCAAAGCAUCCAAGAACAAAGGCUUUGCUCGCUGGGAGAACGACUCGCAGAGUUCGACAGGGACGAGGAACAGCAGGAACUCACAGGAGCACAGCGAAGAGUUGCAGCAGAACGGACUUGCAGAACAACAUAUGAACAAAACCAGGACCUCUGAGAUCAGCUGACUUGACCGCCCUGUGGGCCCAUGCCGGAUACCCUGGAGCCUGUCAGGACCACGGCCCAGAGGGCUGUCCUCUCUAGGGAGCAUGCUGGGGUGCCUCAUGCCUCCAGUGGAUCAGGAAUAGGGCCACUAUUUCUACAGCCGCAGCAACAGAGAGGCGGCAAGCAACCCGCUGACUGAACUGGGGGAAGGGUCGCAUCAAAGGAAAGGUCUCGGAAUAAACAGAGAGUGACUGUGAUGUGCUGUCCCGUCCUGUAUAUCAGACUGUAACAGACAGGUUGGAAACUUAACUGAGAAUCACUGGAAGCUGAUGUGAUGGAUGCGUCAGCAUGAUAAUAGAUGUGUGAGAAAGAGUAUUUAAGGUAUGCCGUUGACGUGUUUUCAAUGCACGCUCUGGUUUUCGUUCUCCAAAAACACUACACGGAAAGAACACAAUGGAUGGUUAUAUUCAGGUUGUCUGAAGAUGAAGGUGGAACUGGCACGUGUUGUUACGGAAAGAUGAAGAUGAACUUAUGUAUGAUAGAAUAUUAAAACACUAACUUCAUUUAUGUGUUAACCAGCAACACAUUAUGAUCUGAAGUGGAAGGUACGUUGAGUUUUAAGACCCUUUACCCCCAAAUAUAAUUAAAACAAAAACAUCUACACUCUUAUAAAGAUGGUUUGCACCAAAAGUUUUGUCUCCUGUGCUUGAGAAAAGCCAGACAAGAGUCCAUGAAGUUGCCUAGUAACAUUGAUAUUUAAUAUAAGGUUGAAAUGAUCUUCAUAUAUACAUGAAUUCAGAGACUUAGAUUCUGCAGAUACACCAUUGGCCUGGUGUUUGUAUGGCCUCUGUUGCUAAGCGCCAGAUGAGUCCAUCGAUAGUCCAUCACCAAGGCAACACAAUGUCCUUCAGUGCCAUAUGUUGUGAAAUAAGUUUGACACUCAGAUAGCGCCGCUCAGUUAGAGCCAGACAGGCUCAGAUGGGACAGGCCACAUACAAUCAUUUUUGCAGACUGUGUGUGUGUGUGUGUGUGUGUGUGUGUGUGUGUGUGAGAGAGAGAGAGAGUCAGAAACCACACAGGUGGAUCAACUGAUCAAAUAAGACAAACAGUAAGUAUAGUGAGUCUUUGAGCCUAUAGGAUUAGAUGUUCUUCUGGCACCACAAUUAUAGAUUUAAAAGGCCCCAAAAAUGAACAUUCUGUCAAUAUUUACUCACCCGCAUAGCUUUCGAAACUCAAAUGAGUUUUUCUUCUGUUGAAAACAAAAUGAAUUUUAGCAUGUCUGCUCUAUUUCAUACAAUGAAAGUGAAUUGUGACCAUGUCUAGCAGACAAGAUUUUCAAUUUAAUUUCAGUUUUUUGCUCUCAAAAAAUAUAUAAAAGGCUUUAAGGGAUAGUUCACCCAAAAAUGAAAAUUCUGUCAUGAUUUACUCACCCUCAAGUAUGAAUUCUUUGUUCUGCUGAACACAAAGGUAGAUAUUUGGACGAAUAUCAGGAACUAAACAGAUCUCGCCCCCCAUUUACUAGCAUAGGACAAAUAAAUACUAUGGUAGUCAAUGGGGGGCGAGAUCUGUUUAGUUUCUGAUAUUCUUCCAAAUGUCUUCCUUUGUGUUCAGCAGAACAAAGGAAUUUAUACAGGUUUGGAACAACUUGAGGGUGAGUAAAUCAUGACAGAAUUUUCAUUUUGGGGUGAACUAUCCCUUUUAGACAGAUUGACACAAGUCGUAUGGACAAGUAUGGUGUUUUUUGUCUAUAUUCUUUGGAGCUUGAGCAGUUGUUGAUUUCCAUUGACUUUCAUUGUAUAGAAGAGAGCAGCUCAAAAAACGUCAUCACAAAAAAAAAAACAGUCAUGUGAGGAAAUAAAUGAUUACAGAAUGAAUGUUUAGAUGCUAGUGGCUCAUGAUAAUGAUAUCCUGAAGCCUUCAUGUGUACUACUGUGAGCGCUUCUCUGUUGCCAAUGUCAUUCUCCUUAGAGUAUUCUAAUACUGUGCUAUUGAUUCUGCUCUCAUCUGUAUAUGUCUGAUACAAUGAUGCGUGUGCAUCUGUAGUGCUUCUCAGUAUUUUAAUUUUGUCAGAGAUCAGGAGAGGUGUUAAACUCAUGUGCAAAAUUAUCAUUUGAUAUAGCACAGAGGUGUCCAAUCUCGGUCCUGGAGAGCCACUGUCCUGCAGAGUUCAGCUCUAACUUGCCUUACACCUGCCUGAACAUUUCUAGUAAGACUGUGAUUAGCUGGUUCAGGUGUGGGGUUGGAACUGAACUGCAGGACAGUGGCCCUCCAGGAGCUGGACCGAACACCUCUGAUGCAGCAUAUAAAGUGUACAGCUUAAAGGGACAGUUUACCCAAAAAUGACAAUUCUGUCAUCAUUUACUCACCCUCAUGUUGUUCCAAACCUGUAUGACUUUAUUUUUUCUGUGGAAAAUAAAAGAUGGUAUUUUGAGAAAUGCAAUGCAAGUCAACAGGUACCAAAAUCAUCAGCCUUCAAAAUAUCUUUCUUUUUUUUUUAUGUUAAAAAUGUAAGCAUGACUUUCAGAGCCUUAGAUUACAGAAACCUCCUGUGGGAGAUGUUGUCUUUCACUUAUUGAUAGGUGAGUUUUACUGCUUAGGUGUUUUAAAUAUCAUUUGACCAAAUCAUUGCGCAUGGGCACACAUUAUUUGACUUAUGAGCAGCAGCACAAUUUCUUGUGCAAAGAUCUUUACGCUUUGCAAACUCAAGAGACGUGCAUUUAAAAACUGGAGACUCUUGCCACCUCCGGGCCAUCAGAGGUUAUGGCCCGUAAUUACUGCUGUGAAAUGAUCAACCCUGUCAUUACUGUAUUGACUGUAGUGAUAUGAAUGUUUCUGGUCAUGCUUAUAGUUGAUGCCAGCCAGGUCUACUUGAGGAAAAGGUGUGCAUUUAUGCUGUAAGCCUAUUUUCACAAAGUUCUUAUUUUAAUCAUUUCAACUACGUAUUUAACAAUAAACACAGACAUAUGUUUCUUCCCCAAGGGUCUCAUUAAAUUUCUGAACAGUAUGUAUAGAAAAUUGUAAGCAAUCUAAUUCAUGUAAGGUUUUUGCUGAAAUAAGGUGUGUGCAGUGAGCGGGUCAUCUCAGGGUUGCCAGUGAACAUAAGCUUGCCCCAUAAAAUUGAAUAUUAAACAUCAAGGGACUUUCACCAUCUUGACUGGAAUAUUUGGAAAACAUUUAUGUAAUGUUAGCUGGAAAACUAUGUCUGACAAGUAAAUAUAUUAAAAGUAUUUAUAGUUUUAAAGAUAAAACUGGAUUUAGAUUUGAACUUAGCCUGCUUUAACUGGAAUGAGAUAAUUGAAUACAUAACGUGUAGAAAUGUUCCAUGAGUCCUUUAUCGCACUGUUAGAAUUCAUUGCUGUAAUUGGGAAAACAUUAAUAAAACACUACUCUAGCAUGGACCAUUCAAAACUUCCAUUGUCUGUAAAAAACAAACUUUUAGUUUGUAUUUAAUGUUUCCUAAUGACUGGUUUUAAACUGUGAUUAUGUGACUGACAUGUUUAGAUUUUGCCCCAUUUUGCAAGUAAUUAAAAUAGAAAAAAAAUUGAUGUCUAUCGCCCUCAUGUGGCCACUGUAUUUCUAAGCAUGUCACAAUCACACUGCAUCAUAGGAAUAUGCAUAAUUUCUGUAGAAUUCUUGUAUUUAAGUUGUUUUCGUCAUUGUAACUGCUGAUAUUUACUGCCAUAAUAAAUGACAAUAAUGCAAAAAAAAA
Molecule: messenger RNA, 6142 nt
Organism: Ctenopharyngodon idella (grass carp)
Lineage: Eukaryota; Metazoa; Chordata; Actinopteri; Cypriniformes; Xenocyprididae
Gene: rasgrp3
Product: RAS guanyl releasing protein 3 (calcium and DAG-regulated)
Exons: 18
Coding region: 333-2456 (707 amino acids)
Biological process (GO): Ras protein signal transduction; positive regulation of GTPase activity
Cellular component (GO): plasma membrane
Molecular function (GO): calcium ion binding; guanyl-nucleotide exchange factor activity
Source: RefSeq, a predicted model, not a curated record